AUGGAAAAACUUGAAAUUGGUGAAGUAAAUGAGAUUUUCAAGGACCUUGCUGUACUUGUUCACGAGCAAGGGACAAUGAUUGAUGAUAUUGGCUCCAACAUUGAGGGUUCACAUGCUGCAACUGCUCAUGCAAAAUCACAGCUUAUCAAAGCAGCUAAGACCCAACGGUCGAAUUCAUCACUGACUUGCUUGUUGCUCGUGAUUUUUGGAAUCGUGCUUCUCAUAGUAAUUAUAGUGCUUGCUGUCUGAUCAGGAGCUGAAAGACCAGAAAGCAUGGUACGAGAAUAUAGAAGUAUUAAUUUCGUUUAAUUGUCAUUUCAGUUCAAUUCACAUAAAUUACAGCUUUCAGAGUUUGUUAUAUUGCUUCUUGCAAUAAAAAUUACUCCGUUUUCAA
Salvia hispanica is the source of this 394-nucleotide messenger RNA. Lineage: Eukaryota; Viridiplantae; Streptophyta; Magnoliopsida; Lamiales; Lamiaceae. The record is from RefSeq and is a predicted model, not a curated record.